Zingiber officinale is the source of this 2088-nucleotide messenger RNA. Its product is annotated as protein EMSY-LIKE 3-like. The transcript has 12 exons. Lineage: Eukaryota; Viridiplantae; Streptophyta; Magnoliopsida; Zingiberales; Zingiberaceae. The record is from RefSeq and is a predicted model, not a curated record. Gene Ontology annotation, biological process: defense response to fungus. The coding region runs from base 248 to 1636 and encodes 462 amino acids.
CGAGUCCGAAUAUUCUCUCUUGCCGCUUCGUUGAACCCUAAUUCCCCUCACCUUCUCCUCUCGAUGAUCGAUCUCGCAAACCGUUCCUCUAUUUCUUCCUAAAAUUCUGAAUCGUUGUUGCUACCAGGUUCAUUUUGAAUUCAUUCCUUGGAAGAUUGCUGCAAAAUGGAACCGAGAGUGUUCGUUAUCCGGGUACAUAUGAGAAGGUCGCUUCGCUAGAAAUGUUCUCUUUUGAAAUAGAACAGCCAUGGAGUAUGGUUCUGAUGAUAGCAGUGGAACUGAUGAUGAUCUUCCACCAUCACAUUAUAAUAAGGGUGUGAGAGGACCUAUCAGAGGAAAUGGAAGAACUAUAAUUAGCGCUUUUCGAUACUCUAGGUUGCAGAAUGAUAUGGAGAUACAAAUACAUAGAAUUGAACAAGAAGCAUACAGUUCAGUAUUGCGAGCAUUUAAGGCUCAAUCCGACACCAUUACUUGGGAGAAGGAGAGUCUUAUUACUGAGCUCAGAAAGGAGCUGAGGGUCUCAGAUCAAGAACACAGAGAACUAUUAAGCAGAGUUAAUGCUGAUGAUGUGAUUCAGAGGAUAAGGGAAUGGAGGCAGGCAGGUGGAGUCCAAUCUGGAAUCGGUACUAAUGCUCAGCCAGAUGUAACUGUACCGAAUCCUACUGUAUCAGCAUCUCGAAAGAAGCAGAAGAUUUCUCAGUCUCUACCUUCUCUGUUGUUAGGUGCAUCGUCUCCGGGUUUACACACACAAUUUUCUGCUUCUAUGCAGCCAUCACCAUCAACUGCAAAGAAGGACAAUAGUCUAGGAACUAAAGGAAAGAAGACAAGAUCAGGUGGGACAACACCUGGUUUGUCUUCAGCAGCAAUGCAAUACCUUGCUAAUGGAAGGGGCCAAGUGGCCAAUAGGAGUACAUCUGGUUCACUUAUUGCAGGUCAACCUGCUGAACCACCAUCGUUUGAUCCACUAAUUGGACGAAAAGUUAGGACUAGAUGGCCUGAAGAUAAUAACUUCUAUGAAGCUGUUUUAGUUGAUUAUAAUCCUGUUGAGGGUCUGCAUGCUUUAGUUUAUGAUAUUGGAACACUUAAUGAGACAUGGGAAUGGGUCAACCUUAAAGAGAUUUCUUCUGAAGAUAUAAUAUGGGAAGGUGAUUAUGAUGACCCAGGUACUUUUCAUCAGUCUAGUCAAGGUUUACCUACUCGAGGGGUUAAGAAGACCACACACCACGUUUAUGUACCUGGUGUAGGAAGAGGUUUUCUGAACAAUCAGAAGAAAGAAUUAUCUGCAUCCCAAAAUGCAAUUGACAUGAAGAACAUUAGUGAUAUGGAAAGAAUUGGCACUGACAUUUUAGUAAAGGAAGUAGAGAGGCUUCUUAGUGCAACUAAUCCUGAUCCUCAAGAGUUUGAUAAAGCCAAAAAAAUGUUGCGAGAGCAUGAGCAAGUAUUGAUUGAUGCAAUUGCACAAUUAGCUCAAGUAUCUGACGAUGAAAAUGACAAGACUAAUUGUCAGUUAACUCAUGGCCUAACUCUGGACCAAGAUCCAGAAAGGAGGAAUCAACAUUAUGACAAGGAAAAUGACCUUGCUGUUGAAGAAAGGGAAGGCAUUGUGGGCAAUGAAUUGGUCACUGAUAUUUCUUGAGGUCACCGGUACUAAGGGAAUGAUGACUUAUUUUUUGUUUUUUUUUAUCAAUAAGCAUGUGUUAUAACUUUUUUUUGUUUUAUCAAUAAGAUAUAUUUGCUAGUUGUUAGGAUUUGCUUCUUUUCUAGCUGACAUCUCUUUGAUGGUGGUUGUAUUUAGCAGUAUAAGUUUCUUCAAACGAGCAUGCUGGGCAAUUAUUUAUGCCAGCUUUUGGAGAGUGGGAUGUCAAUCUCAACAGGUGUAACCUUUUGUUAAUUUGGAGUUAAAUUAAUUGUUGCGGUUCUUGUUUAUUAACAAGUGGUGAUCGCUGGGACUGAUGAGAAAUAGCUGAGAUCAUUUAGUAUGCAAUAAUCAGUAUGUCUUUUGCUGAAAUAUUAUUAUUCUAUUAGUUUUUGUAAUUGAACCUUUAGUUUUGUUGCCAAGUUGAGUGAUAUCUUGAUUUUUGUUAUCAA